AGUAGCCUAGUUCAAAGAAGCCUAGUCAGCAGAGCAUGAUUUUCUGCAUGCAUGCUGUUGAAUUUUGGUUAGUGCGUUAUCGUUCCACAGAAAAAAGCAAGAUGUCAGUUGGUAAGUUACAGAAUUUCUCAACUUUUGAAGUAGAUUCCCUAACUAAAUUUUCCACCAGGUCUUAAAGUCGCCUUCCAUGAAUUGGCUGAACAAUUCAUUACCGAUAGUUCUACAACAUCUUUGUGUCAGUACGUUAUUGACAAGUUCCAGGGCAAAACAAUUGAUACUGCAGAACUUCAAAAGAAAAUUAGCUUUUUCGCACUCAAAUUCACAACAGCAUGGAAAAAGAGCAACCGGAAAAGAGACCGUUUCUUUGAGCGCAACAAAAUUUGGUUGAGUGGGUUUGAAACUUUCAAAGAACUUCCGAUGUCGAACACCAAGAGAGGGCGUCCGCGUAAAUCAUUUGAAACCUCAAGCACAAAAUCGAAGCAGCGAAAAGUUCAUGAUAUCAGCGUCGAAGUUCCGUAUCAGGAGUUGAUGUUUGCAGCGGCAACAAGAGCCACAAGUUCCGGACAUAGAGAUGCGGCAAAGAUCAUCAAAAAUAUUUCUGAAUUUCCAGAAACCGCCACUAGCUUGAAGCAAUCUAUGAAGUCUUGUGAUGCCGGAGUGGAGCAGUAUUCACCGACUGAAGCUUUGGCAUUCAUUUGUAAGAACGGAUUUUCCAAGAGUCAAUACAAUGACAUUCGUGCAUCGGAUUUGAAGAAAGGGUGUGAUUUGUAUCCGUCCUACAAUCGGGUUUUGGAGGAAAAGAAGCUGACGUAUCCUGAAGGUAAUUUCUAUUUCAUUAGAUAGGGCCCAUUCAUACACUAUAAAGGCAUCACAAAACAUCUUUUCUAUUAUCUAACAUGAUCGAAAUGAAUCUAUGUUGCUUAUGGACAGAUAAUUAUGGGAAUGCAAAAAUAGUCAUGAGAUAUUCAUAAUUUUCAGGUAUUACGAUAAAACCAUCAGCAGCCGAAGUUCCCCUCCAAUCCCUAGUUGACCACACAAACAAACGCUUAAUAGAAAGCCAUAGAAGUAUUCUUGCUGGUUCGGCUUGUAAUACGUUUGAGAUUAACUAUAAGUGGGGCUGCGAUGGCAGUAGCAAUCACUCUCGCUAUAAGCAAAACUUUGUUGAAACGGAUGAAGACGGUGAAUUACGAGAGUACAAUGAUUCACACAUAUUUUCGAUGGCUCUUGUUCCUCUCCAAUUAAUUGGAAGAAUCUCAGAGCACGAACGAGAUAUUUUUUGGAAAAAUGAUCUACCUUCUUCCGUUUCGUUGUGCAGACCGAUCAAGCUAAUUUUUUUGAAGGAAUCUGCUCAGCUAACGCGAAAUGAAGUUGAGAAAGUGCGAGAUCAAAUAUAAAAUCUGAGGCCAACUGAAAUUCUUCAAGACGGUCGGACAAUUACUGUAUAUUCUUCGUUAAUUCUAAGUAUGAUGGAUACUAAGGUAGUAAACGACCUCACAGAAACAAACUCGCAAUCCUGCUCAUUUUGUGGGAAAAGCGGAAAGAAUCUGAAUGACGCAACCAACGAUCUGAACGAGACCAACGCUGAAAAGUUCUCUCGUGGAUUCUCCCCUCUCCAUUGCUAUAUUCGGACAAUGGAACUGUUUCUUAAGGUAGCAUAUCGACUAGAAAUGGAAAAACCGACAUGGCGCGUAGCGAAGUCUAACGAAGCUGUCCGUCAACGAGAAGCCACCAUUCGAGCCGAAAUAAAACGAAGACUAGGGCUCAGAAUUAGCGAACCGUUACCGAGCGGUGGCAACAGCAAUGAUGGUAAUACCUCACGAAAGUUCUUCAAAGAAUGGCGUACAAUCUGCGAAAUUACGGGGUUGAAUGAAGAUCUACUGGAGAGAAUGUACAUCAUUCUAGUUAUUAUCAACUGUAAGAGUGAUAUCAACGUGGAAGUAUUCCAAAACUACUUGGAAACGACUAGGAAACUUUAUAUCAGCCUAUAUGGUUGGUAUCCGCUGUCUCCAACUCUCCACAAAAUUUUGGUCCACGGCGGUGCCAUCGCGAAGCACAGUACUGUUCCUGUUGGAAUGUUGAGCGAGGAAGCACUGGAGACCCGGAACAAGUCUAUCAGAAAGUUCCGAGAAUUCCACUCCAGGAAAUUCAGCAGAACGGCAAACAUCGAAGACGUCUUCCAACGUUUGCUUCUAACAUCCGAUCCAGUGAUUUCCUUGAUGAAUAGGAAAAGCAGCGAUUCUCCUUUAAACUCUCUUCCAGCCAAAGCUCAAGAACUUGUUAUUUUGAAUUGAAUUGAAAAGAUAUGUAGUUUUAAUUUUUAUUUGUUCUAAGCUCAAUAAACCAAAAUAUUAAGUAUAUGCAUACUAAUCGAUUGUUUUUAGAAAUCCAACAUAGAAAGAAAAGUAUGGAACCUUUCAUUAGGGUAGCAUUGACAGAAGGUUCUUUGAAACGUUGAUAGUGUUUAUUUUUUAGUCAAAAAUCCAAUUUUUUUUAAAUAUGUUUUUAUGUGUUGAUUCUUCAAAAAAACUUAGUUCUAGACAAUUUUAAAGCAUUCAAUUGCGCACCUUUUUGCCGAAGACAUCAUACCUGUAUUUUGUAUAUUCUUGAAGUUAUGGCCAUUUUUUGAUGAAAAAUGACAUAUUUUCAAAAAUUAAUUAA
This is a messenger RNA of Aedes albopictus (Asian tiger mosquito), 2658 nucleotides long. RefSeq lists its product as uncharacterized. The record is from RefSeq and is a predicted model, not a curated record. The transcript has 2 exons. Bases 1464 to 2291 code for a protein of 275 amino acids. Lineage: Eukaryota; Metazoa; Arthropoda; Insecta; Diptera; Culicidae.